This is a messenger RNA of Aspergillus neoniger CBS 115656, 1410 nucleotides long. RefSeq lists its product as uncharacterized. Bases 100 to 1230 code for a protein of 376 amino acids. The record is from RefSeq and is a predicted model, not a curated record. The transcript has a single exon. Lineage: Eukaryota; Fungi; Ascomycota; Eurotiomycetes; Eurotiales; Aspergillaceae.
CGCGUGAUUGUCGGCUACUUGUUCGUGCCGCGCUGGGCGCCUAAUCACCGCCCCUGAGGAUUUCGCUGCUGAGUUCCCAACAUAGCAGCAAAUUUGUAGAUGACAAACGACCACCGCACAGCUCACACCGGCAUGGAUUCUGCACGCGAGACGCCUGGGAUUGUUAUUACGGCCAGUGGUGAGCGCAUCGUUGAGAUGAUUCCCGGGACGAAAAAGGGGCAGCCCAAGGACAGAAGUCCUGUCCAAGAUGGUCAGCAAAACCCCGCUGCAGAAGCCAUCCCAUCUUUGCCGCCUGAUGAGUCCUCCUCAAAGCCGCCGCUGGCUCGAAAUUUUUGGCCUUCUACCAGGUCAUACCCAAAUAUUCGGUGGAAUUCCAGACCUCAUCAUUUAAGCAAUGUUCACAACGUCCACGCCACGGAAGAUACAGAAUCUGACUCGGAAUUCCCGUACCGUCAUCAACGGCCUCGGGCAACAGGCAACGUUCAAAAAGACAAAUCACUUCCUCGCCGACAUAUUGAGGUUCUCAAAAACGAUCUGUACUCGUUCGACGCAAAGCAGGACCGUAAGAUCCUCAAAAAGCAGAAAGAGAUAAACCGACUCGAAAAAGAGUCGCAUCGCAAUAGACUCAAGAGGGAAGAAAAGGCAAGAUAUCUUUCAGAGGUUCGAGCGUACGAUAAAGAUAUUUCGGAGCGAUUGAAGAGACCAGAUGGAAUUGAAAGGGAAGAGGGAACAAAGAGAGCCGAAAAGCGCACCGAGGAGCUCUUGAGGAAACAAAAGCUAGAAGAAGCUCAGUUGCAAGCCCAGAGGAAAGAGAGGGUUGAAGCUGCGUUGCUCGAAAAUGAUUGGAAGGAGUUGAAAACGAAGAUCGAAAAGGAGGAAAUGCGGGCCAGGAUUAGGAAGGAGCUGCGCGACGAAGAGAUGCGACGGAAACUCGAAGAAUUCGAACGCAUUGAUCAUGAAAAGAAGAUUCGGAGUGCUGCAGUAGAGGAUUACAAGUUGGCAGAGAAGCGGCGCCUUUUUGAGGAGGAGAGGGAGAGGAGGCAGCUGAAACAGGAGUAUAGAGCAGCCAUUGAAGCGGAGCUCGGGUAUUCCCUCGAGCAGGUGAAAGAUAUCCUCACCAAGACGACAGGCAAGAAAGCCCAGAGACAGAUUAGGGGGAGUAGCCAAGCAUUGUCUGCAACUGUUCAUGAUGUCCCUAGUGGAGACGAGGCAGAUGUGGUAGCACCUUGACUUGGCCGGAAGGUGGUCUCCUAUAGCCCUCUAUCUAUAUUAAGCAAUCCAGAUUACAAUGUGCUGUGACCUCAAUAGUCUGACUCUUACGGCCCAUAAUAUCAGGGCAUGGCUCAUUGUGCUAAGAAUUCGAAACUAGCCAUGCUAGGAUCUAGGAGGUUUUCAUCUAACCCAAACCCG